Molecule: messenger RNA, 4748 nt
Organism: Prunus mume (Japanese apricot)
Lineage: Eukaryota; Viridiplantae; Streptophyta; Magnoliopsida; Rosales; Rosaceae
Molecular function (GO): calmodulin binding
Source: RefSeq, a predicted model, not a curated record
ACUUUUAGUUAUGUAUGAAUUUUCUAUACCACCAUAAAGAAAGGUAUGUGUCAGAAUGACCAAGUCAAUCGGACUGGAAUCUAAGUCUGAUCUUCAAAAAUGAGCUGCCACUCAAACCAGAAUUUUAUUUAAUUGUUUUGAGAACGUACUUGAAAUUUAAAAUUAAGUUAGAAACUAGAAGCAAAAAACCAGUCACUGUAGUCAAUUAGAAAUUUCAGAAAAAAACCACUCUGCUUCCAAAACACCUUAAGCCAAAUUCAUAUCAGAAAUUUGAAUCCAGUAAAGCAGAAAAAGAAAAAAUGAUUGAUAAGGAGCUUGAAGUUGCAGAUGAUUUGGGUGAUAGCCAAAUUUCUGAGAAGUUUUCAAUAGCCAUUGACUCAUCCAUUUUGCAAAACCAGAAUGGAAGAAGCCAAGGAGCACAAGAGCUGCAGAAGAGAUUGAAAAAUUUGAGAUCAAUCAAGCUCUCAAAAUCACCAAGCCUGAAGUCAUCUAGAAGAAGGGCCAGGCAGAGAUCCAAUAAUCACCAUGUAUGCAGUGAUGCAGCAAGCUCAGCAGCACAAUCAAUUUCAUCUGAUAUGUCAACCUGUUUUGAUACAAGUACAGAGAAUCUACAGAAUUCAACAAGAACAAUAACAAGGCGGUCUAGUUUUAAGCCUGUAAGGAAUUUGACAAGAAUUUCUAGCUUAAAAUUCAAGAACCCUUCGAUGAGGAAAAGCUCUGGAGGAACUCAAAUGAAUAAUCUGAAGAAAUCAAGAAUGGCGGGUAACCCUGCAAAUUCCGAGAGCUCAAGACCAUCUGCAAGACAAAAGAAAUCUGGGCAUGUUGGGGUUUCUGCCAUCUCAUCCAGUGAUACAGAUUCAGCAUCAUCAACCUUUUCAAAGGAUACCUGCGGCUCCAAUGGGAGAAAGAAACAGUUUCAGGCAAGUCCUCAUACUUCUGAAUCAAGUUUUUGCAGUAGUAUUGAGACUAGGAAAAGAUCAGUAUUUUCAAAGCCAAACUCAGCUUCUGCUGGUCAGAAGUCACCUUUGAAUGCCUCAACAAAAUUGGCUAGAGCAAAAUCCAAGAAGUGUUCCAUGAGGAAACACUCUGAACAAAUCUCUCAACUUCCAGACUUGAGUGUACAAAGAGCUACAUGUUCUUCGGCACUCAAAGGUUCCAAGUCCCCUGACAUCCGGGGUCUUCAGGCAGAAGGAACUGAAUCUGAGGGAAUUUCAUGCACGAAGGUUUGUCCAUUCACUUAUUGCUCUCUUCAUGGCCAUCGGCAUGCCAGUGUACCUCCACUGAAGCGCCUCAUUUCGAUAAGGAGGCGCAUGUCGAAGACUCAGAGGAGCAUGACACCGGCAACUCAACCCCCGGUCAGGGUGAAAAGAUCUGGCAAGAUUAAGGAGGAUCAGACAAAUCAGAUGGGAUGCAAUGGUGAAAACAAUGAUGAUUUUUCAGAUAUUUCUGAAAAGCUGCUUGGUGAAACUUCAAUUCCUCAUAUAGAUUUAGAGGAGAGACUGCACACUGUAGAACAGCAUGCUUCGGUGUCCCUCUCUGCACCUGAUGGUUUAAGUCCGGAAUGUUGUUGCUCUGGAACAGAUUUUGAAGCCACCAACACGGACAGGAAAGAUGAAAAGAUUGCUGUAUCUAACCACAAUGAAGGUGCUCAAUCCACUUGCACAAAUAGCCUGAGCAAUAUUGAUCCUACAUCGAUUGAAAAAAGUACGGCGUUCGAUGAUUGUGCAGCUGUCAAACCACCUCAUCAAUUGGAAAGAGCAAUCCCUGAUGAAGUUGUUGAAUCAAUAAGUGAUAAUGAACACAAUGAAAUCUCUUCUUCUGAUUGCCAAGCAUUGGAGGAAAAAAUUGCUUCUAAUGAGAACAAAAAUGGAAGUGUGCAGCCAGAAUCUAAUCCCAAAAAGGCCAAUAAUGUGGCAGUGGCACACAGUGUACAGUCAAAAGAUCACAAAUAUAUCCGAAUGUGGCAGUUGAUGUACAAGCAUGCAGUAAAAGGACCUUCUGCAAGUGUUGAAAACCAGCGCUCUCUUGGUGGACUGGACAAGGAAGAGCAAGUAGAUGGUACCAACACUGUAUUUGAAACCAACAAUUUAAGUUUUACUGAAACAGAUGAGCAUACAGCUUUGAUAAAUCACAGUGGAGGAGACCAAAACAUUGAGCUCUGCCAUCAUGAUGCCUUUAAGCUGGUACAGGAUGCUUUCGAUAACAUCCUUCUCCCGGAAGUUCUGGACUGCGCGUAUGAUGAUCAAUCCUUUACUAAUGGCAUAAGUUCAGACCAGGAAGCAUCGGGACAGAGUCAAGAUGAGUGUAGGGAGCAGAGCACCUCACAUUCCAGUCAUUCUUCUGAAGACAGUAAGGUACAAAAUCCAGAAGAAACAUGGGCCAAAGCUGAAACUACUAGUUCCCCGAAAGAAGAGAAAACAGUGUCAAAAGGAGAUAAGACAGACAAGAAAACACCCAAGAGCUGGAGCAGUCUGAAAAAAUUCAUUCUCCUCAAGAGAUUUGUCAAGGCAGUUGAAAAGGUGAGGAACCUCAAUUACCAGAAACCACAAUACCUGCCCUUGGAUCCUGAUUCAGAAGCAGAAAAAGUCAAUCUAAGGCAGCAGAAAACAGAAGAGAGAAAGAAUGCUGAGGAAUGGAUGCUUGAUUAUGCACUUCAACAGGUUAUAUCUAAACUACCUCCAGCUCAACAAAGAAGAGUUGCAUUGCUUGUAGAAGCUUUUGAAACAGUUCUCCCAUUUCCGGAAAUUAAAACUAGCCACAGGUCCAGUGCAAUAGAAUCCACUGAAGCAGAUCUUCAAGUCUGCAAUGGUUUUUCAGUUCCAAGUGCUGAUCACACGGGUAAAGAAAGUGAUUCUAGAAUUUCUGCUGAAAUCUUGGGUGGGAAUAUGUCCGGCUCUGAGAAAAGUUUCAAUGAGUAUCCAGCUCAGGCUAGGGAUGUUCAAGUGGAACACCAGCAAAGUCCAGUGAAUUUUUCUAAGCUCAAAGAACCAAGUACAGACCAUUGUUUCAUUAAAACGGAACGGGAUAUAGCUGCUCCUAAAGCCACUAAUGAAGACCAGAAGGAGAAUCAAAUUGUUUUUCUCAACACUGACGAUGGGGAUGACAAAGCCAUUGUUGGGAACGAUAUAAUAGAUUUUACCAAUGUUUCUUUAUCAGAAACCAAAGAUCCCAGGUCAUGUGAUGAAGCCUCCUUAAAGCAAGAUGAACAUGGUAGCACCAUUUAUGAAGGUCUGGUAAAUGAUACAGUUGAAGAAGCCUCCAAAGAAGUUACUUCAAUCACAAGUUUGGAACUUAGCAACUUGAAUUCCAAGGUGGAAAACAUUAAAUUGGAAACCAGUAAGUUAUUCAUCGAAACCGAUGACAAAUUUGAUUCAUCUGAGGAACAGAUCACUGAAAAUCCUGUGGAUUCAACAGCAAAUAACAUGGUGGUCUCUUUAGGUUCCAUAAAACCAACUGAGGAGACAAUGGCAGCAAGAGAAGAAGUGAGGGGAGGAGCUACGCCAGAAUCUGGACUCGUUGAAGGAUUUCCUCCCCUUGAAGAAUCUCAUUUGGAAUGCGAUACUAGUGCACCACAUGAAACCCAAUUGGAAAAGCAGAAAUACACAAAUUUAUGGUUCUUAGUAUAUAAGCACAUGGUAUCAAGUAUUGAUGCAAAAGAUGGAGACGAAUUCCUUGAUAGAGCAGAAGAGGAACAAGCAGAUGAUGCCAACAGAUUGCCUGGAAUAGACAACAAAAAGGUUGAACUCCGGCAUAUUGAAGCUAUCAAGCAGCAAGUAGAGAAAGCGAUUGAUGACAUUGUUCUUCCAGAGAACCAAGAUGAAUCAGAUGAUAAUAAGUCAAUCACUAGAGGCUUUCCAGACCACGAACCUCCAGAAAAUCAAGUUGACAUUCAAGGGAAAUCUUUCAUCUCAAUUUUCACAAACUCUGCCAGCUCUGCAAAAUCUGAUAAUGCUACCAUCCAAGAAGAAGAAAAAGCAGUUGCUAAGGUGGAAGAGAAACCUAACCAGAAAAUGUCAAAGAACUGGAGCAAUCUGAAGAAAAUGAUCCUGCUUAAUAGAUUUAUCAAGGCAUUGGAAAAUGUAAAGAAGUUCAACCCACAAGGGCCGCGAUAUCUGCCCUUGGAGCCUGACCUGGAAGCAGAGAAAGUUCAUCUCAAGCAUCAGAACAUGGAUGGGAGGAAGAAUUCUGAGGAAUGGAUGCUUGAUUAUGCCCUUCAACAGGCUGUUUCGAGAUUAACUCCAGCUCGCAAAAGAAAAGUAUCACUGCUUGUAGAGGCUUUCGAAACAGUCAUUCCAAGCAAUGGAAUUCCAAACCCAUUCAAGCCACAAGCUACUCACUGAUUUAAGGAAUGACAACUAGAAGCAGCUCUUUGGUUGGAUGACUCCACAACUUCAUAAUGAGCAGGCAUGUCCAUAGUAUAAAACCUCAGUUGAAAUAGUAAGCUGUAGUUUAUUGCGCCAUUUAAACGGCAGAAAGUAUACCGUAUGCAGAUGUAAGUCAUCAUGUUAUGAAGUUUGGAAAAUGGAUGAUGUAAUACAAUUCUUUUUAUUUCCUCUGUAGUUUGCCUUGGGGUUUAUUUGUGUUCAUACGUAUUAUUGUUGGGGGGGAAGGGGUUUCAAAACGCCAAUUUUGAGGUCAGUUUUGUAAAAAAUUCUUCAUAAAAGUUCAUAAAUCCUUAUACAGGUGGUGUUGUAAAUCUUUGAACUUCUGUGAUGGUAGCGUUUGAGAGAGUUCCACCUUUUAUAAGC